UACAGACAACCGCAUUGAGCAUGGCUCGCCAUCAUCCAGGAAUCAUAAUCGCCAUCGUAUUGUUAUCCUGCUGUUUGAUCAGAAGCAACGCUACCAUUUCACCGCAAGUGAUCGCCACGCAGCAGGCCCUGUACGGUGAGCUGCAGCUACUGGAACAGAGUCCACUGCAUUCCGAGCUUUCGUUACCAUCCGAUGAAAAACCACGGCAGCGAACCAGCGAAGAGCUACGGUUUGUCUUUCGAGAGUUUGAGCGACAGAACCAGGAAAGUCUCACGAUCAUCCUGCAAGUGCUGGCCCUAGUGGAUCAAACGCUCGAGAACACGAUCCUCGCGGAUUGUGCGAAAAUCUUCGAACUUUCGUCGCUGGAGCGGAACAACGUUAUCUUCCGACAGGUUACGCGGCCGCUGCUGGUGCAGGUAGAGCGGCUCUGUCAGCUGUUGGCUACCGAGCGGCUCGACCAGCUCGAAUCAACCAUGGAGCGAGUCGAACAGGAAGCGAGCAUCUAUAGGAAACGAUAUGAUCAGACACAACAGUACAUGCGGUACAUUAGGAACUGGCUAGACGAUCGGGAACCGGCCGGAACGCGUCGGUUUGAGCAGCGUGUCGAUGAGUUGUACUCCCGGUGGUUGCAAGCGAACGUUACCGUACAGCGUGAGGUUCGGAUCGCAAUCGAUCUCGCCAUCGGAAGCCUAAGCCACGCAAUCGAAGAGUCACACGGUGUCAACCGUUCUAACCGGGAGGAGGAUCCCACCUUCCGCUCCAUUAUCGAUCACUUUGCAUUACACUUCGAGAAUGAAACCAGCGAGCUAGCAGCCGGUCUGCUAGAGCUGCUCGAUGAGUGGUUAGACCAAACGGAAGAGCUGAUUGGUGCUGUGUCGGAGGAGCUGACGGGUAUACUUGAUGGGAUAGUUGAGAUUCCAGUGGCGGCCUUUCUGCGAGGGGAAACGACGUUCGGCUGUCUGGCCGAGUACGCUGGCUAUGGUAGUGUGAACAGUGUCGUGGUGGAGGUGGAGAACAUAUACGAUUGCUUCAGCGGUGAAGGGGAUGUGCUGAGUUCUCUUGCAACAGCGAAGAGCUUGCUGGAGCUUACCGAACGCGAAGUGCGGGUCUUGUUGCAGGGCCUAGCGCACUGCACCGCGAGACGAUCACCUUCGGAAAUGGAUGCGUUCGUUGCAAGCGUUCUCACCAAUUGUUCCGAUGCGGCGAGUACAAUUCUGGAAGGAGCCGGGGAAUUUGUUGCCUCCAAAAUGGACGAAAUCUAUUACCACUUCGAGGACAUCAUGAAUUUGAGUGAACUGAAAAUGGAAGCGUGUCUCUAUGGGAAAGCAAGGGUGCUGAUUUUGGAUGUAUUUUCUGUCAAUCAGCAGUAUCAGCAAUGCAAUAUGAAGAAUGUUUUACAGUCACCGCAAUCAGUUCCCGGUGGACCGGACAGCGUGCCUGAAUUCAAAGAGGUUUAGUCAUAAUAAUGA
Messenger RNA from Anopheles aquasalis, 1469 nucleotides. RefSeq lists its product as uncharacterized. The record is from RefSeq and is a predicted model, not a curated record. NCBI's taxonomy places the organism in Eukaryota, Metazoa, Arthropoda, Insecta, Diptera, Culicidae.